Molecule: messenger RNA, 657 nt
Organism: Trichoplax adhaerens
Lineage: Eukaryota; Metazoa; Placozoa; Uniplacotomia; Trichoplacea; Trichoplacidae
Exons: 1
Cellular component (GO): membrane
Molecular function (GO): hexosyltransferase activity
Source: RefSeq, a predicted model, not a curated record
AUAGGGCUAGAGUAUUUUUCCGGUCGACCUAGUGCGAAGCCUUGCGAAAUGAGGGCUUUUAUCUUACUCAUGAUCAAUUCUAAACCUUCUCAUGCUAAACGUCGCAUAGGAAUACGAAAAACAUGGGGCGAUAAUACUGAAUUGAAUGCUAAAGCCAAACACCAGUACGCUUGGAGGACGUUGUUUGUUGUUGGCUAUUCUACCAACUCUCGAUUAAAUAAAGAAGUAGAAAAAGAAUCUGCGAAAUAUGGCGAUAUGAUAUUAGGGAACUUUAUCGACCAUAUGCAAAACCUAACUGAGAAAAGUAUCAUGUCCAUGGCUUGGGCUAAUCGCUUUUGUAAACCAAUUUAUAUGUAUAAAGGUGACGAUGACGUCUUCGUUAAUGUAAACCUAUUAUUUAAUUUCAUGCAAGGCCAAGCUCGAAAUAACAGAGUUACUCGAUUCUGGAUAGGUAGAGUUGAUGGUUCAACACUUGCACGUAGAGUAGUUCGUAAGAAAAAUCAUAAAUAUUAUGUCUCAAAGGAUGAUUAUCCACACAAGUUGUUCCCCCGUUUCUGUUCAGGAUUUGCCUAUGUUAUGUCGGGUGACGUAAUUGCUACUUUUUUAAAGCAUGUUCCAACAACGAAAAAACUCAAGACAGUCGAUGAUGCUUAUAUU